Anneissia japonica is the source of this 6805-nucleotide messenger RNA. RefSeq names its product proteasome activator complex subunit 4-like. Gene Ontology annotation, cellular component: cytosol; nucleus; spermatoproteasome complex. NCBI's taxonomy places the organism in Eukaryota, Metazoa, Echinodermata, Crinoidea, Comatulida, Comatulidae. Gene Ontology annotation, biological process: proteasomal ubiquitin-independent protein catabolic process. The transcript is spliced from 40 exons. The coding region runs from base 86 to 5569 and encodes 1827 amino acids. The record is from RefSeq and is a predicted model, not a curated record. Gene Ontology annotation, molecular function: peptidase activator activity; proteasome binding.
CUAAAGAAGUAACGAAGGAAGUAGACAGUGGAAUGUAACGAAAAAUAGACUUCUAGAUUUACCCUAACGUUUAUCAUAAAUAAUAAUGGUGACUAGAGAAGAGGUAUUGGGAUUCACUCCUCAAAAAGAAAUAAUAUACAAUAAACUUCUGCCAUAUUAUGAAUCAAUCGAUUGUGAAUCAAAUUGCCAGAUUGCAGACAUCAAGUCGAACCUCGCAAGAGCAGUCCAACUGAAGGAACUUCGCCCCGGUGUUGUCCACUGGACUUCAAAACUAUACACGUACAUCAAUUUGUAUGGACGCAAGUUUAGUAAAACAGAUCAUUUAGCAUUUAUAAAGCUCUAUUAUGACCUACUCGUGAUUCCUGAACUGGAGUUUAAACUUGUCGAGAGGUUUUCUAAGAUGUUGAACGUGCUUCUAAAAAAGCGGAGCAUUUUGUCACGCGAGGACCUGGUUCUGCCAUGGCGCCCUCUAUAUGCUUUAGUAAAGAGAGUUCUUUAUUCAUCCUAUGAGCAGUUGGGUAUGGAAUGGAUACCAGGAUCGAUUGAAGGCUGUUUGAAGAAUGUAGUACAAAGCGCACGAGUGUAUUUUUCUGAUGAGUCCACUCAGGAGAUGUUGGAUGAAUGGCGCCCUCUGAUGUGUCCCUUUGAUUACACAAUGGAGGUUGCCAUAACAUAUUUUGUGUUGUUUUUACCUACUACUUUACCACCUGAUAAACAUCAGUUAGGCUUCAAACUGUGGCUUGAUGAGUUUUUACAGAUAUGGGACAGUUAUCACAAUUCACCACAGUGGGAGGGAGUAAGUAUAAUGACAGACAGGUUCUCCAGAGUUGCUGAUGAUAACAUUGGUUAUAUUGACUGGGGACCAUAUAUACCAAAAUUCUUGACCUGUUACCUGAGAGGUUUCAAUCUACCAGUUGGGUCAAAGAGAUUGCAGGUGGCUCGUCGGACAAAAGGCUAUGAAAAUGUUGUUAUGGCAACAUUCCUCGUUGCAAUGAUGGGUAAAAAUCAAGAUGCAUUGAAUCAUUUGAAGACAUUUUUCAAGGCUGUUGAAUCGUUCUUCCAUCCAUCAAAUGCUGGUAGAUUCUCGUUCAAGUUACAGAGGGUACUUCACAAGAUUCCACAAGCAUUUAUCAAACGUCUACACAGGGAACGGUAUGCAAAGCCAUCUUGGCAGAACAACAUCCCUGAUGAUUACAAGCUCACUGAGGAUGACAUCACGCUGUUUGUUGAGGCAUUCAAACCUGUUAUUUUCCUGGCCAUCUUCAGUAAGAUGGGGCACCUCGAUGCUGCAGCAGGCCUACAGAGCCUAGCCCUAGUUAGACCUGAACUUGUCAUACCCCAGCUACUUGAAAAGACCUAUGCAGCAUUAGAGACCCUGACAGAGCCGCACCAGUUGACGGCCACUUUAAGCUGUGUGGUCUCCGUGGCACGAUCGAUGUUGAAGGCCCGCAAAAGGUAUCCUGAAGGGGCUUCUCAUGUAAUACCAAUCCUGACAGCCGUCCUACCCGGCAUUGAUCCCAACGAUUUCAUCAAGUGUAUGAUAACGCUCCAAGCUAUUUCAACCUUUUCGGCUUUGGUGCCCCUAGUGGACUGCUCCGAAGCGCCUAUGCAUUGGAAGGAUUUGACAGAACAAGAGCGAGAACUCUGUUCAGCAACGGCAACUUUUGAAGCCUUCAUCACAUUGUUCAUGGAGAGGUGCUUCACUCUUAUUGAGAACAGCACAUUUGAACACACCACGUCGCAAGAUUCUACGCAAGCCAAGGUGAACCGGCAAGAGAGCCUGGCUGAGGUCGGAGUAGCGUCUACAUUUAGUACCAUGCUCAAUCAAUGCUCACCAGAAAUCUACCAGGUUGCCUUAAACAAGCUGUUCAAUUAUGCAUCCUCUAGAGUUCUUGAAACUAAAGUUGCAGGAAAGAUGCUUGCUAGUAUGUGCCGCUCAGCAGCCAAGGUGAAUCCAAAGAAAGCCCUUGCAAAGUUCAUCCCCCACUGUAGCAGUAUAGUGUUGUCGCUGACCUCGUCUGAAGAGGCUCAAAACGAAGUUGAACUUGAUAACGAGCUGCUCUUCAACCUACAAGUGUUGUCAGAGAUUGUUCGAUGCGAUAGUUCUGUGCUUUUAACCUACAAGAGCACCAUCUUGGAGGUGUUACGAUCCACACUACAUCUGAGGUGUAAGCAGGGCUAUGAGUUGGCCUGCAACGUUCUCAAAUAUUUCCUGAAGGCUAUGACCAUCCUGUAUCCCCUGGAAUAUUGCAGCAAUGCAGAGGGGCUGGGCAAGCCUAUCUCUGAGUAUCUCCCAAUCAGACACUGGGCUAUGACAGGUGAUGUACACAACCUAAAUAUACAUUGGCAUAUACCAACACCAGAGGGCAUUGCAGCUGCCAAGGAAGUAUUCGCUGUCUUCUGUCGACCAGAAAUCGAGAAGCUGAAAGGUUUUGUUAAAGGUCAAAAUCUUUCUAGAGAAGAAUUGUUGCAGUCUUUAACUAUAGUUUUGAAUACUGUUAUCGGUAUGGCUUUCAUUCUACCACGUUGGAAUAAAGAACCUGUAACAGACAUAAUUGACUUCCGCGUGGAGUUUACUGAGCUGAAUCUUAGCACCGGUAUUCCUGAGACUGGGAGUGAAUUUGAGAACACGAGAGAAGAACUAGCACUGCUUAUGAAUGACCUUCAAGUGUACAUGUUGGAGAAACAUGCAGAUGAUACUAAAUCAUUGUUAAGCAUUAUCACAAUUUACUCGCAUCUAGUGUCAUAUUUUGGGUGUAGUAAAGAAGAAUAUAAUUCUAGAAGUCACAGUUUUGCUUUGGUCAAGCGGUCAAUGGAAGACAAGCUACGCCGGAAGAAAAAUCACCUACGACCGCUGUUGAUUGACAGAGUCUACCUGCAACAUGACUUCCGAAGGAUAAACAGCAGUAAGGGGUCGUACACUGCAAUCGACCGGGUCGUAGUUCACAACCUAGUCUCUCUAUCAAUAAGCCAGUAUAGUGAGGUGCGCACGAAGGCCCAGGAGAUUUUACUCCAUUGCUAUGAUUAUUAUAGUGUUUCCAAGAGAGACACUGUAAACAAGGUGUUGGCUGGACUAAAGGAGGAUAAAGAUAUACCACAUCAUCAGUUCAAGGGUUCGUUGUACAUAAUGGUCGGGCACGGACGCCCUCCGUUUGCGUGCUUCCAUAGAUGGAAGGUAUUACAUGACUGCUGGCUGGCCAUCAUCCAAGCCGGACAUUCAGAGAAGCCGUCGAUCAUGGCUGUGAUUGACAAGCUCAUGGUCAAGAUACAGAAGCAUUUUAGUACAGUUGCAAUUGAAAAUCAAAUAACCGAUGAAUGUUUGAAAGAUGCUGAGCACCUAUUGGACUCAACAUCAGCACCUGCACCAAUCAAAGGCGGACUUACAGCAGAGGAACAUGAACAAGCUACACAAUGGCUACAAGAAAGAAACCAAGAAAAUACUAUGAUUUACAACAAUUUAGUGGAAUCUCUUGUUAAUCUCAUUGAAAAUGGCAAUCUACGUUGGAAGUUCUCCCAGCUUGCCCUCGGUUUUCUUGGAUUACUUAUACGCACGGACAUUCCAUUUCCAGCUAGGGGUGUUCGUCUUAUGGUCAAUAGUCUAGUACACGAAGCUUUAACAGUUCGCAAGAUUGCAGUUGCUACAGUAGGUGCUAUUUUAAAACAACAAAAGCGCCCUCACAAGAUGAUAACCAUAGAUCCAGCUGCUCAAUCAUCAUCAACAGCAGCUGCGUCUGAAUCUGAAGGAGGCCUGAACCCAGGCACCCGUUCCGACAACACAUGGCACCACUACAACUGUACCCGUGCACCUACGAAAGAGGAAUGGGAAAAAUGGGUAUUUGUUGAGAAGACGCAUUGGGGCUAUUACCAAUGGCCAAAACCUUUCAAAGUGUAUGCACCAGUAAGUGAACAACCUAAGCUUGGAAGAAGUAUAGAAGAGUUAACGCCUGGGGAAAAGGCAAUCUAUGUAGCCUUUAGCGAUCCAGAUUUUAUAGAGCAACUAAUGGGUUUCUUAUCGCUAGAGGAUCGUAAGGGCAAAGAUAAAUUUCAAAAUAAACGAUUCACGCUGUUUAAGGGCUUGUUUCGUAACUUUGAUGAUGCAUUUCUCCCGGUGCUCAAACCCCAUUUACUAAGACUAUCACAAGAUGCUCAGGAGAGCAGUCAACGGUGUCUUUCAGAGAUUGUGUCUGGUCUGAUCAGAGGCUACAAGCACUGGUCAUUUGAAAAGGUGGAGAAGCUUUGGGAGUUUCUGGUACCGAUCCUGAGAACAGUACUCAACCAGAUGACGGUGGAUACUAUACGAGACUGGAACAUGUGUUUCUCAACAGCGAGCGAGAGCCGUGACCCUCGUAAACUUUACUGGCUUCUAGAGACGCUUAUGGAAAGCCCCAUCACAGGAGAUGGCGGGUCAUUCAGUGAUGCAAGUCGACUGUUUGUCUUACAAGGUUGUCUUGUACAACAGGAGUGGCGGGUACCGGGGCUGCUUCACAGGCUCCUGGUCUACUUAGAACAACACCUUACACACACAUAUAAGAAUGUACGAGAUCGAGUAGGCAGUGUUCUUUCCUGGAUAUUCCUCUUUGAUUUUGCCAUGCCAAAUGGUAAUGCAACUACCUCACCUCACACUGCAGAUUUCGCAAAGAAGUUACUACCAAGACUUGCGGCCUUGCAGACGAUAGAAGUCGAAAGCAGUGCAUCGGCAAGCAAUACAGAAAUGAUGGAAGUGCAAUCACGCGAAGAAGACGGGAGGCAAGAUAUAAUUAAACUUAGCAAAACAGUAAUGAAGUGGCUUAUAGGUAGUUUAGGUAAAAUGUACUCGCCAAUCUCACCAGAAAUGCUCAAGUUUUUACCAAUGCUUGCACCCCUUGAAAAUGUAGAAUCAGACGAGGAGUUGAAUGAGUUGGCAUGCCUCACGUUAGCUUGUAUGGCUCAGAGUCUGCUGCCCUCGCACAACAUUCCGUAUGCAAUCCAGGCUUUACAAGAGGUUGCCAAUGGGACAUCGUGGCGAGGAAAAUGUAGCAUGCUACAAUACAUGCAGGUUAUGAUCUUCUACAACCUGUUUGCCAUCAGUCAACCGGAGUAUGUAGAGCAGAUUAAGAAUCUAAUAGUUGGGCUGCUAAAGGAUGAAAGACUUGAGGUACGUGAAGCAGCUGCUACAACUUUAAGCGGCCUGUUUCAUUGCGGUUUCUUUAGGAUAGACUCUCAACUCCAGAAAGACUUUGAGAAGAUGUGCAAGACGAAGCUGCCUGCAAAGAGACUAAGAUUACAAGAUCCUCAGUUUAAUGCAGAAGCUUUCUAUUCAUCUAUCAUUCAACGUCAUGCUGGUGUUCUUGGGUUAAGUGCCUGCAUUCAAUCAUGUCCUUACGACGUCCCUGUUUGGAUGCCACAAAUUCUUAUGGAUUUGACCGACCAUCUCCAUGACCCCCAACCAAUUGAGUUAACUGUCCGUAAGACCUUCUCUGAUUUCCGAAGAACGCACCACGACAACUGGCAGGAGCAUAAACAACAGUUUACGGAUGACCAGCUCGUAAUAUUGACUGACCUCCUAGUGUCCCCAUGCUAUUAUGCAUGAGCUAUUCAUCAUGCCUCAAUAAACUUGGUAUUUUUGGCAUUUCCUUUUGACCUCAUCUGUUGUGCAUCAGUGAACUGGGUAUUUUUUCAUGUUUGUGUGACUGGAUAUUUGAAAGGGCACUAACAGAUUGUUGUAAUUGUCUGUUUUUAUAAAUUUAUUUUUUAUGCUCUUGCUCUAACAUUUUAUGCAUAGUACUGUAUAAUUGUUGAUUUUCUAAAAAAAAAGGCGAUUUUAUCCAAUAUACACAAUUUGAUUUUGAUUUUGUUUUAUUAAUAUUUUUAUUUGAAUUUAUUAUAACAAAUUUCAUUUGCAUAUUAACCUAGUGAAGCUUUUUGAUUUCACUCAAUGUGCAUGAGCAAUGAGUCUUAAAAAAAAUCUCUUUUGCAGUCAUCACAUGAUAUGAUAAACAAUAUUCAUGUGGUUUCAUAUAGUUAUACCAUGAAAGUGCGCCCUCUGCAUUCUGGCAGGGAGGUAGAAGUGCACCCUCUGCAACUUAGUAUUGAAAUUAAGGCAUAUUGAUUAUGCCCAACAAAUAAGUAAUCAAGCCGUGGAGGUGCAAAUCAAUGUCAGAUAGCUUCGUAAUCGGCGUUAAAUCUCACAAAACGAGCAGAGGGAACCAUGGCCGUAUCCAGGAUUGCCUUUUGGGAUGUGUGGAGUGUGCAAAAAUUUAUCAACUUGUGCAUGUGGGUCAAGAUCGAAGAGCCGGUGGGAUUAUAGCUUAAGUAAUAUAGAGGUUCCAAAGUCUUUGAUCAAUGUUAGCCUCGUCAUCCAUGAAACGCAUAUACAGUAGUACUAUCUAUACUAAAAAUUAACAAAUUAUUUUUUAUAUCCAGUAUAUUCUUGAUUAUUUUAAAAGUGUUGACCUUUUUGAUCGCAACCCCUUGGCCAAUUUCCCAGAUACACAUGCCUAAUUUCUAUACAUUUUGUUUUUACAAACCAAAUAAUAUACCACUGACCUUUUUACUUUCUUUCCAUGAAUAUUAUCUUCAUAUAUCUUGAUAAUCCUUUCCAUUCCUAUGAACUGUAAUAUAGAAAUGACAAUAAUUAUGCAUGUUUGUUACCUUAAUUAUAUCCACAAAAAUGAUAAGCAUUGGUCAACUAGAAGCUUGGUUGUGCAGUAAAAAGUUGAACAGCUAGCUGCUCAAUAAAUAACGGGUUAAUCACUUUUGAACAACUGCUUACAUUAAAUAAAGCAAGGUGUAUUUUUUUAAUGAAUAAAUAUAUAAGAUGACAUUA